Molecule: messenger RNA, 1262 nt
Organism: Cicer arietinum (chickpea)
Lineage: Eukaryota; Viridiplantae; Streptophyta; Magnoliopsida; Fabales; Fabaceae
Source: RefSeq, a predicted model, not a curated record
AUGAUGUGUACACAUUGAUAUAUUAGUAUUGAGGAGGUUGUAGACUAAUAUUAAUACGAAGUAUUUGUUUGCACGUCCCCUAAUAAAGAAAGACCAUAAAUGUAGCGUAGCCAAUCUGUCAACAUGAAUCCCCAUUUUUAAAGGCCAUUCCCCAUUCUCUCACUUCCUAAUUCUCCCUUUAAAUUUCUUAUUUGUCACUUUGUGUAAUCUACCUAAACCCAUUUCCAUGCUUAGAUACUAGCUAGCCACAUUAAUCAUAUCAUCGCAUCAAGGGUCAAGAUUAAUUACAAAGUGACGAUCCAUAUUCCAGCUCCAAGAAAUGAAAAGUAAAUUCAACAACCCACAUAGGAGUACUCAACAAGAAGACAUAGCUCAAGAUUCCCCUCCUUCUUCAACCGCUUUUAACACUUCCCUCUCUUCUUCAUCAUCUAAGAAAAGGCGAAGCAUACAGAAAAGGGUGGUGCAAAUCCCAAUAAAGGAAAAUGAAGGAACAAGGCUAAAAGGAGAGAGCAAUACCCCACCCUCUGAUUCAUGGGCAUGGAGAAAGUAUGGACAGAAACCCAUCAAAGGUUCCCCUUAUCCCAGGUGUAGCAGUUGCAAAGGUUGUCCAGCGAGGAAACAAGUGGAGAGGAGCCGUGUGGACCCCACAAUGCUCGUCAUAACCUACUCCUCAGACCACAACCAUCCCUGGCCGGUUUCAAGAAAUAAUAGACCCAAGUCCCAACUGGACCCGGUCGAACCGGAUCACAAAACUGUCGACCAACUUUGCGGAGAUGACUUGGGGUGGUUGGUUCAAAUUGAUACGACGUCGUCGGUUAUUCUGGAAAGCCCGAUUAUGGCGGAGUUUGAUGAUGACGUGGCUUCCGUGUUUUUACCAAUGGGGGAAGAGGAUGAGUCGCUUUUCGCUGACCUUGGAGAAUUGCCCGAGUGCUCAACGGUGUUCCGGCAUGGGUUGUUGGAUUCACGGCGGCGGUUAACGGCUCCGUAAUGUGGGACCACAUAUUGAGAAAUUGGUGCCCUAUUUGAUACGUUAUUCCUGCGUUUACACUAUACCCAAGAAAAGAUACAUCCUCAUUUAUUUAUUUCUUCAGAUUUUAUUUAUUUAAAAUUUGUCAUCCGCGGUAGAAAAAGGAAAAAUAGAAAAUUGUUAGGUGUGGGUGUAGAUGGGAGGAGAGGAUUGGUUGUGAUUGUGAACAGCUUGCGCCAUGUUACUUUCAACAAGUUGUGAUUUGCUGUGGCUGCGCCUAUUUCUUCUUCUUUGA